AUCAAGAUGGUGGCAAUUCAUGAAUCGGUUCUUGAUGGGAUUAGAGAAAAAAUCAGUCUUUUUUCUACUGAGACCGUCCUACGAAAGUUUCAAAUCGACACACAAUCUGACACACUUUAUGUAAACCUCAGCUAUUUGGCCGAACUGUCAGAGUAUUUUCAUAUUUUGCGCACAGGUUCAUACACCGAAAAAACAUCCGAAAAAGUAACUCUUGAUGAUGUAUACACAGAUGAACUUGUGGUGUUCCUAUCAUACGUGUGCCCGGAAGGAUUUGAAUUUGACCGCACUAUCAAUCAACAAAACAUCACGCCUCUUGUUUACUUCUCGGAUCGUCUCAUCUUCCCAUGGGUUAAGCAAGAAAUCAAGAAAUAUUUCAAAAGCGAUGACUUCAAAAAUGAGUUGUACGAUGCGGAGUCGUUGAUUCAGCUUUGCUACCUUCUUCACACGCAGUGCUACGCUAGCGGUGAUAUUGAUCCAAUUUUCAAGAAGAUUGCACGGCUCGAAAACAUCUCGUUGGUUGAUAAAGCAGUAGCCGCUAUUUCAGAUGCCAACAUGCGCAGUUAUUUUGCCGAGAGAAUCAUUCAUUUCAGACCAUACUCCUAUCAACCAAGAGCCCAAUCGUUUUUCGAUUGGAAUGAUACUCGAGCUCGUUUAUUUUUUUGAACAACCUAUAAUUGAACAAGUUAUUAAAUUCGUCUGCUGAUUAAUGUAUGACAAAAACCUGUAUUUUCUGAAAAUUGAUUUUUCAUACUUUUUGAAUACUUCAAACUGUAUAUCUCAUCUCAUGUGGCUCAACCAUGUUUUCUGUACAUUUUUGCGUGUUCUGUAUUUGUAUUGUUUACACCUCUUUACCUUUGCAACUUAAAGACACUUAAAAAUAUCCCAACUGUACCAAUAUUUCAUAAUGGUUAUACAAUAAAUAAUUGAAGGAUUUAAA
This is a messenger RNA of Caenorhabditis elegans, 937 nucleotides long. It is a transcript of the gene F47B10.9, whose product is annotated as BTB domain-containing protein. NCBI's taxonomy places the organism in Eukaryota, Metazoa, Nematoda, Chromadorea, Rhabditida, Rhabditidae. Bases 7 to 663 code for a protein of 218 amino acids. The record is from RefSeq and is marked reviewed. The transcript is spliced from 6 exons.